AUGAACAAUGGAGAAGAGUCAAGUGUGGCCGUGGGUUCAUGGGACGUGAGAUGGGGAGUGGGUACAACGAGACUACUAAGCCGAGACUCAAGAGCUAGACCUCACUCCCCCGUAGACACUGUUGAGCUGGCGCCGACCCUGCUACCCGGUAACCCGUCGCCGCCCUCGCCACCCGGUAAUCCGCCGCCGUCACCACCCGGUAACCCGCCGUCGUCACCACCCGGUAACCCGCCGCCGCCACCCGGUAACCCGCCGCCUCCACCCGGUAAUCCGCCUCCGUCACCCGGUAACCCGCGCAUCACCGCCGCCCGCUCACCAGCAAGAUAUACCUCAACGGCCGAUCAAAGUACAUAUAAUUUUGGUACCAGAGACCGUGAGGAGCCAGCACCGUGGGACACAGGUACCAGGGACCGCGAGGAGCCAGCACCGUGGGACACAGGUACCAGGGACCACGAGGAGCCAGCACCGUGGGACACAGGUACCAGGGACCGCGAGGAGCCAACACCGUGGGACACAGGUACCAGGGACCGCGAGGAGCCAGCACCGUGGGACACAGGUACCAGGGACCACGAGAAGCCAGCACCGUGGGACACAGGUACCAGAGACCGCGAGGAGCCAGCACCGUGGGACACAGGUACCAGGGACCGCGAGGAGCCAGCACCGUGGGACACAGGUACCAGGGACCGCGAGGAGCCAGCACCGUGGGACACAGGUACCAGGGACCGCGAGGAGCCAGCACCGUGGGACACAGGUACCAGAGACCGCGAGGAGCCAGCACCGUGGGACACAGGUACCAGGGACCGCGAGGAGCCAGCACCGUGGGACACAGGUACCAGGGACCACGAGGAGCCAGCACCGUGGGACACAGGUACCAGAGACCGCGAGGAGCCAGCACCGUGGGACACAGGUACCAGAGACCGCGAGGAGCCAGCACCGUGGGACACAGGUACCAGGGACCGUGAGGAGUCAACACCGUGGGACACAGGUACCAGAGACCGCGAGGAGCCAGCACCGUGGGACACAGGUACCAGGGACCGCGAGGAGCCAGCACCGUGGGACACAGGUACCAGGGACCGCGAGGAGCCAACACCGUGGGACACAGGUACCAGGGACCGCGAGGAGCCAGCACCGUGGGACACAGGUACCAGGGACCACGAGGAGCCAGCACCGUGGGACACAGGUACCAGAGACCGCGAGGAGCCAGCACCGUGGGACACAGGUACCAGGGACCGCGAGGAGCCAGCACCGUGGGACACAGGUACCAGGGACCGCGAGGAGCCAGCACCGUGGGACACAGGUACCAGGGACCGCGAGGAGCCAGCACCGUGGGACACAGGUACCAGAGACCGCGAUGAGCCAGCACCGUGGGACACAGGUACCAGGGACCGCGAGGAGCCAGCACCGUGGGACACAGGUACCAGGGACCACGAGGAGCCAGCACCGUGGGACACAGGUACCAGAGACCGCGAGGAGCCAGCACCGUGGGACACAGGUACCAGAGACCGCGAGGAGCCAGCACCGUGGGACACAGGUACCAAGGACCGUGAGGAGUCAACACCGUGGGACACAGGUACCAGAGACCGCGAGGAGCCAGCACCGUGGGACACAGGUACCAGGGACCGCGAGGAGCCAGCACCGUGGGACACAGGUACCAGGGACCGCGAGGAGCCAGCACCGUGGGACACAGGUACCAGAGACCGCGAGGAGCCAGCACCGUGGGACACAGGUACCAGGGACCGCGAGGAGCCAGCACCGUGGGACACAGGUACCAGGGACCGCGAGGAGCCAGCACCGUGGGACACAGGUACCAGGGACCGCGAGGAGCCAGCACCGUGGGACACAGGUACCAGGGACCGCGAGGAGCCAACACCGUGGGACACAGGUACCAGGGACCGCGAGGAGCCAGCACCGUGGGACACAGGUACCAGGGACCGCGAGGAGCCAGCACCGUGGGACACAGGUACCAGGGACCACGAGGAGCCAGCACCGUGGGACACAGGUACCAGGGACCGCGAGGAGCCAGCACCGUGGGACACAGGUACCAGGGACCGCGAGGAGCAACGCAGGUACCUAAGGUAUCGCCUUAGACAGUCUAACUUCUCUCUCCAGCGUCGCGUGUCUCGCAAGUCUAGAAGAGGAUCAACAGGAGGAUCUGGUAACAUUAGUUAUACGUAA
Messenger RNA from Procambarus clarkii (red swamp crayfish), 2175 nucleotides. Lineage: Eukaryota; Metazoa; Arthropoda; Malacostraca; Decapoda; Cambaridae. The record is from RefSeq and is a predicted model, not a curated record.